Messenger RNA from Amoebophrya sp. A120, 1175 nucleotides. Lineage: Eukaryota; Dinophyceae; Syndiniales; Amoebophryaceae. The record is from the annotation of a GenBank genome assembly.
UGAGAGCAAGAGCGACGGCGGAUCACGUGUGGGAGGGAGCAAUUAUUCAUCUUGUGCGUCUACUAGUUUGCAAGGCUUGGAUCAACACAGGCAAAAUACUAGGUUGCAACAAAGAUUUAUACGUGACAUCCAUGAAGAGGGUGAGUGCAGCCACCAAAGAGGAGCGGUUUUUGAUGUCAUGCCCACCUCACGAGAGGAAACCGCAACUGAUUUAUAACGGUCAUACUUCGCAGCAACAUGAUUGGCGAGUCGGGGGCGGGGCAAAGCGUCAAAGGCGAGGGGGAAUGAUGUUGCCGCUCGCCGAGCUGCCACCCUCGCGCCGCGCGAUUUCUGCGACCUGGUGGCUUUAAAAGUAGGGAGCGGCGCAGCUUCAGGUACAUGUGCGUGAUCAGUUACUAAGUGGAGUGGCAGGAACUCCAAGCAACCAACUACCCAAUGAGCAUGCGCUGCCUUCCUUACUGUCUUGCUGUCCUUGUUUGGUAAAAGAUAAUGAUAAGUACUUAAUCGGCGCAGUCCGGAAACGCAAUGAAAGACCCGAUAUCUGGGCAACACGGAUGAACAAAAACUACCAAAAAUCACACCACAGGAGCGCCGCGUCCCGUCUCUGCUGCCAAGGAUGCAAGCCCUGGCGAGGUCCCGGGGCCGAUCUGCGAGAUCUGGCCUGGCGGCGUGCCGCGAGUGCUUGAUUUUGUUUUUUCCAAAUACGCAAAAUUAUGGCGGGCGUAGCUCUACCCCUACUGGGGGCGGCUGUGGAUUUCGGCGGGCAUUUCAUGAGCGCCCGCAUCCGAGAUGGAGCCGACCAACACCUGCAAGCGCAGAGCAACACUUUGGGGGCGACGGUGCGUUCGCUGGGCGCACGAGUCGGAAAAGUGUAGUGGCGCCCCCCCCCCAGCCAUUGGCCCCCGCGCAGGCCGCAUGGAAGUUGGCGGGCACGCAGGCAGCUGCCGCCACGAAUGAGAGAGGGAAUGGCGCGUCGGGGGUUGCCGCGUCGUGGCCUCGUACGUGCCCGGCCGGCCGCCUUUCGUUCUACAAGGCCACCUACCGCGCCCCCCGUUGCAUGAGUGCGCUCGUUGGGCCGCGAUCGAGUAAGCGUGGCGCCCGUCCGCAGAGUGAGUGGAGAUUUUUCGGGCGUGCGCGUCAUUAUUUGUAACGCGGGGGAGCGACGAACGCGACAC